Molecule: messenger RNA, 907 nt
Organism: Myiozetetes cayanensis
Lineage: Eukaryota; Metazoa; Chordata; Aves; Passeriformes; Tyrannidae
Product: Ig heavy chain Mem5-like
Exons: 6
Coding region: 1-903 (300 amino acids)
Biological process (GO): B cell receptor signaling pathway; phagocytosis, recognition; positive regulation of B cell activation
Cellular component (GO): immunoglobulin complex, circulating; external side of plasma membrane; blood microparticle
Molecular function (GO): antigen binding; immunoglobulin receptor binding
Source: RefSeq, a predicted model, not a curated record
AUGUGGGCCGGGCUGGGGCCGUGGCUGCUGGGCUUGGCCUUGGCCUUGGGGCCGGCAGGGCUGUGGGCGCAGAUGAGGCUGGAGGAGGCCGGCGGGGCUCUGCGAGCGCCCGGCGAGUCCGUGCUCCUCUCCUGCCGCGGGUCCGGAUUCACCUUCGAGAAUCAUUAUGUUCGCUGGUACCGUCAGGCACCCGGAGCGGGGGUCGAGUGGGUUUCCUGGAUAAGCCAUUAUUCAUCACAGGUGCAGUUUGGGCCAGCAGUGGAGGGUCGAGCCACAGCCUCCCGGGACAAUUCCCUCUCUGAGGCAUCUCUCAGCCUGCACCUCCUGCACGCUGGGGACGGUGCCCGCUACUUCUGUGCUGUUUGCACGGAGACACAAAAUCAGCUGAGAACUGCUGCUCUUGUCUUUGGGAAAGGAACUCAACUGACUGUGGAGCCAAGUAGUCCAAAACCUUCUGUCCCACAAGUCAUUGUGAUGAAAUCAAAGAAACUGAAAGAAGGAGGCAGCCCUGGGAAAGCAGCUUGUUUGGCAACAAAUUUCAGCACAAGGAGGAUCAGCUUGGAGAUGUCCUCUGCUGAGGUCGUGUAUGAACAGAGCACUCCCAUUCUGACAGCACAGGGGUUCUACAGUGCUAUGAAGGUGGUCAAUGUGACAAAAGACACAGAGGUGACCUGCAAGGCCCAUUUCGACACUGGCACCCUGACAGCAUUGCCAGAAAAGGAGGCUGAAGAACCAGUAACAAGGACCAGUAACAGGGUUUGCAACAGCACAGACACCCCUGCCCAAGGUCCCACAGUGCAGAGAGUGAACACGCUGUCCAUGGCUGUGCUGGGGUUGAGAGUCCUGCUGGCAAAAAGCAUCGCCUUCAAUACCCUCAUGAGUAUCAAGCUGGUUCUUUUCUGAGGUA